This is a messenger RNA of Humulus lupulus (European hop), 573 nucleotides long. Its product is annotated as auxin-responsive protein SAUR21-like. Bases 113 to 409 code for a protein of 98 amino acids. The transcript has a single exon. The record is from RefSeq and is a predicted model, not a curated record. Gene Ontology annotation, biological process: response to auxin. NCBI's taxonomy places the organism in Eukaryota, Viridiplantae, Streptophyta, Magnoliopsida, Rosales, Cannabaceae.
ACACACCUAAAUCAUCAAGUUUCCUCUGCCUUCUCUACAACUACAAGCAAGUUUUUUUGUGAGAAACUCUUAAGUUUCCCUAAACAAAUAACACUCUCAGAUUGUUGAUAACAUGGCGUUUAAAUUUUCCAGUAUCCUCAAUGCCAAGAAGACUCUUCACAGAUCACUUUCGGGGCUCAAAGAAGCAGCUUUGAAGUCCAGUUCAAUUCCAAAAGGCUACAUUGCAGUCUAUGUGGGAGAGGACCAGAAAAAGCGAUAUGUUGUACCUCUUUCCUACUUGAAUGAGCCAGCAUUUCAAGAAUUGCUAAGCAUGGCUGAAGAAGAAUUCGGAUAUGAGCAUCCGAUGGGAGGACUCACAAUUCCCUGCAGAGAAGACAUCUUCAUUGAUCUCACUUCUCAGUUGAAUUGAUAGUAAAUAUCAUAGCACUAACAUAAACAAUUUUGUAGAUCAUAUACUUUGACCAUGAAAAGGAUUGGUUGACUACUUGUGAAAGUUGUAUAUAGAAAAUUUUCAUUUGAGCCUACAUGUUCUCCAUUCAUUGGAAAUUAAACUAACAUCUUUGGAAAGAUUAA